Molecule: messenger RNA, 3584 nt
Organism: Dicentrarchus labrax (European seabass)
Lineage: Eukaryota; Metazoa; Chordata; Actinopteri; Moronidae
Gene: mon1bb
Product: MON1 secretory trafficking family member Bb
Exons: 6
Coding region: 646-2490 (614 amino acids)
Biological process (GO): vesicle-mediated transport; protein targeting to vacuole
Source: RefSeq, a predicted model, not a curated record
CGUUACUUUUUAAACUGUUAUCCGGCAGCGGGUUCCAUCUUUAACUGUAUCUCCGUGAGCCCGCAGACGUUCACUGUCUGCCAGGAGUCAGAGGACGUGUACCCGGGGCGAAGACAACCUUUAAAUACAGUAUUAUUUUGUGCUAGCUUGUAGUAGCAGGCUGGGGGAAUGGUGGCCAGUGCCGUCUGGAGAUAUUGGGUUUAAACAUUAGAGUGAGUCGUUACAGACACACAGUCGACCGCCGUCAGAUGAACAAACCCUCUGAUUACGAGUAACGGACGAGUAACGGACGAGAGCGGGUGACACAAAUGCAGCUACUUAGCUCCUAGCAACCUUUACUAUGUUAACGUAUUGGCUGAAAACACAAGUGCCCAUUCCUGGUUUAUAAUUUUAUUACACAGCUACAACUCGUACAUGUAAACGACGUUCAAAUAAAUGUACAGACAAAUCAGUAAAAACUACAACAACACGCUUCACGCAGUCAUCGUACGUAGCUAAAACUCGCAUGACGUUUGCGUUGCGCUGCUGUCUGCUGGAACGUCCCCCGAGGGGGCGGGACUAGCGGCAACCACCGAACACUCUGAUUGGUCAGCCGAGCUUGUCAUCAGAGAUUCCGGAUGUCUGCUGUGUGACUGGGAUGGUAUCAUGGAGAGAGACAAUCAUCAAGAAGGAGUGGCAGAGGGAGUGAAGAUUUGUGAUCCACCCGCUGAGAGCAAUCCACCUGCUGACACCUUGGCGACUUCCCUCUCCCUCUUGGGGAAUCACAUGUUUCCUGAUCCGGUGGAGAGAAAUUACGGUACCACUGUUAACAGAGAGGAGCCUGUAGAUUCACUCCUGUCAGACGUCUCAGCAGAGGAGCCGAGUCUGAACGCAGAGUCCCAUUCUAACCAGGUAACAAAGCUAGAGACUGAGGAGACAGAAAGCCCCGAGUGUCAGAACAAUGUGGCCACCCAGCCGUCUGACAGAGGAGCUCAGGAUGCUGCCACUGACAGUGACCAGGGCGACUCUGGGGAGUUUGUCGUUACAAUGCUGGCCAAGGCCAAGCUGGAGGAGCAAGGUUUAGGUAUGAAGGGAAGGUCAUCUCCCUUGUUGGAGGCAGGUACCGAGGAAUAUCCUGCGUUUAUGUCUCACCGUGAUGAGGACGUGACAGCGGACAGCUGGCGGCAGCACAGGAAGCAUGUUUUUGUGCUAAGUGAAGCAGGCAAACCCAUCUAUUCCCGAUACGGCAGUGAAGAGGCUCUUUCAUCUACAAUGGGAGUCAUGAUGGCGUUGGUUUCCUUUGUUCAAAGUGGAGAUAAUAUAAUCCGCUCCGUAUAUUCAGAGGAAAACACAGUGGUGUUCCUGCAGAAAGGGCCCCUGGUGCUGGUUUGCGUCUCUAGCAGUCGUCAAUCUGAGCGGCAGCUGCGUGGAGAGCUCCUCUAUGUGUACUAUCAGAUCAUCAGCAUGCUCACCCAGGCCAGCAUAUCCCGCAUCUUUGAACACAAAAAGAAUUACGACCUGAGGAGACUCCUGGCGGGCUCAGAGAAGAUCCUGGACGGUCUUCUCAACCUGGUGGAUUCCGAUCCCAGUUUCCUUCUAGCAGCGGUACACUGCUUGCCCUUAGCUUCCUCUCUCAGGGACUCUCUCAGCCAGAUCCUACAGAAAGCGAUCACCCCAAAUCUGGUUUUCUCCAUCCUCAUCGCCAGGAACCAGCUGCUCACCAUCGUCCAAGAGAAGACAGUCAUCGAGGACACCAGGCUGGAGCCUGCUGAUGUCCACCUCCUGCUCAACCUCAUUGGAGCCUCCUCUGCCUUUCAGGCUGGGGAGAUCUGGACUCCCAUCUGUCUCCCCCUCUUUAAUCCUGACUGUUACUUUUAUGCAUACAUUUCUUACCUGGACCCUCCAGAAUGCACUGUUUGUCUGCUGCUGCUCUCGACAGACAAGGAGGCUUUCUACUCUGUAGCUGAGUGCAAGAGGAAGAUAGAGGAGGCCAUGGUGGCUCAGAACUCCCUGAGCCUCAUUGCCAAAGUCCAGUCGUACAGCGUGAGCCAGGUGGGAGUCUCAGACCUCAGACACUUCAUGUACAAGCCCUUUGAUGUGCCAGACAACUACCGUCAGCUCACUCAGUUCACCAGCCCAGAGAUGGAGGCACCUUACAGCAGUGAGGAGGAGAAAAUGAGACUGUUGGACCUUUAUCGUUAUAUGCACAGCCGCAUCCACAGCACUUCACGACCCCUCAAGCUCAUCUACCACGUCGCUGAGAGGGAAACUCUGCUAGCCUGGGUCACAAGUAAAUUUGAGCUGUACACCUGCUUCAGUCCUCUGGUGACAAAGGCCUGUGCCAUCACUGCUAUCACUAAGCUUCUACGGUGGAUUAAAAAGGAGGAGGACCGUCUCUUCAUCAGAUACCCCCCAAAGUAUUCAACCACCCCAAAUCCCAGCAAGAGCUCUCGAGGUGGCAAAUCUGACCAGCAAGACUCCACAGAUAACGGCUUCUUAUCUCUUCUAUAGGACUCUCUUAGUGCUACUAUAGUUGCUCUGCCUCAUUCAACAAUAGUUUGUACACUGGUUCCAAGAUAUUUUUGAACCCUCUUUUGACACUUGACAGACAUUGACUACUGGAAUCAAACACUAUGUUUUACACUAUUUAAAAGGAACGACCUCUUUCAGACUAAUAUUAUUUCUUUACCUUAACAAGAAAGCAUGUCAUUGCAUCACUGCUUUCAAUCUGAAAGAGUCAGGGCAAAACCGCAUUAGUACGUUUUAAAUUGAACUGUGGUAGAAAACAAUUGCAAUGAUAUUUAAAUGUUUUUAUAUUGUUUUAAUACUUUUUCCUCACGGACAGUGAAUGUACCAUGCAGAUGACAGUUCAUUCAUAUGCUAUAACUAUUCAUUGCUUCUUUCUUGUUUAAUUUAAGAUGAGGAGUUAAAUUAAGUUUUUUUCUCAAAUUAGUUCUCACAUAAAGAUUUCUUUCAUGACACAAAAACCCCCCAGAAAACAGGAAGAGUGCAAGAAAUGAAAGCAUGUUGUGUUUUGGGCUCAACAACAACUGGAAUAGCAACAACUGGAACUGACAGAACAGGGAUGGGCCACCAUGUGUCAUACAGGGCCGUGAACUAACAAAUUGCCCUGCAUGAAUUUUGUUGCACGUCCCUGUGACAGAACUUUACUACGUGGUGUUGUUUCAUAUCCCACUGAUGUUUCUAAUCAAAUUUAAAUGAUCAGGUUUCAUUAAUGUUACAUUUUGUGCAGAAAACAAGUAGGAAAUCCAGCCUGUUACACCUGAUCACUUUACAUGAUCAUCGUCAUUGUUAGUGUUUUUAUUGCUAAGAGUCAAUACUUGUUAGUUUGCACAUCCUCUGUUAAGCUAAGAAGAUGUCACUGAGCUCAUGCAAUGUUUUUCUGCAGAUACUUGUAGUACGAUUUAUCAGUUGACACUUAAUGUAGUGACUUCAGGCGACUUAUCUUUUUGGAUAAUAGUUUUGUAAAGAUGGUCUAUAAACAGUAGCCUCAUCCUUGUGUCCUUUGAGGAAUUUCCUGUCAAUUCAAGUCUUAAGAGUAUGUCUAUAGUAUUAUGAAAUAAAUCCCAGGUUGCACAAAUCAA